AUGAACCAGAUGAUUAUAUGGUGGAAUCAUAAGAGGGAGCUGUUUGAGCUUGGAGUGGUGGACUGGAAAGACUGGAAGGAGUGGGAUUCGGACAAAUAUUUCACGAAGGCGAAUAAGGGCUCGAGUUUGGGCAAGGAGCAUAAGAGGGCGCUCAAGCAAUAUGAGAAGGAGCAGCAGGAAGAAGAGGAACAAGCGGAGGACGCAGAGGAUAUGGACGAGAGGAAGAUCGCGUAA
This is a messenger RNA of Dacryopinax primogenitus, 234 nucleotides long. RefSeq lists its product as uncharacterized. The transcript is spliced from 2 exons. The record is from RefSeq and is a predicted model, not a curated record. The coding region runs from base 1 to 234 and encodes 77 amino acids. Lineage: Eukaryota; Fungi; Basidiomycota; Dacrymycetes; Dacrymycetales; Dacrymycetaceae.